Molecule: messenger RNA, 6625 nt
Organism: Numida meleagris (helmeted guineafowl)
Lineage: Eukaryota; Metazoa; Chordata; Aves; Galliformes; Numididae
Gene: CRYBG2
Product: crystallin beta-gamma domain containing 2
Exons: 19
Coding region: 1-4230 (1409 amino acids)
Biological process (GO): lens development in camera-type eye; visual perception
Molecular function (GO): structural constituent of eye lens
Source: RefSeq, a predicted model, not a curated record
AUGGCUCCACCAGCCCUGCUGCGUGGUGGUGGGGGCCACAAGGAUCUGCCGUUCCAGCACAGUGUGGCGAAGGGCUUCAUCUCCAGCGCUGAGCUGAGCAUGAAGCAAACAGCAGCACCUGGACCCGAGGGCCGAUCCCGCUUCCAGAAAAUCUCACUGGUGUCCCGGCGGCUGGAGCACACGGCAGGAGGGGGGGGCCGGGAUGGCAGCCCCUCCCGCGUCUCCCUGCUGCUGCAGGCCUGGGAGAGGGAGAUUGUGGAGAAGACAGCAUCGGGGCCGAGUGCGGUGACGCAGCGCAACUGCUCGUCCUCCGUCAGCAUCCUGAAGGACUUUGCGGCGCACGGACCCAUCUUCUCACAGGUCUUCUCGCCACGGCGGCAGGAGGAGAAGCAGGGGGACGACACAAUGCCUGCGCCCCGAGAUGUCCCUGUGCACCGUGAGAGCUACAUGCACGGUGUGCUGCUCCCCACCACGCCCCGCUGCCAGCGCUCAGCCCGCGACACCAAGCCCAGGGCCAGGCAUGUCACUGUGCUGCGGGAGGGCAGGGAGGCAGAGGAGGGCAGGAAAACCCAAAAUGGAGCAUGCAAAGCCACCGCGGUGCCCUCAUCGCAUCAGAAAGGCUGUAAGCCGGAUGGUGGUGGCAUCACCAAGAUCACAGCACGUGGCAAAAGCUCAUUGAGCACCUUGGAUACUGGGGGAUCCUCCAGGGAGAAAUGUUCGCCACAAGAUGAAACCAUGCCCAAUGCAAUGCCAAGAGGCAGAGACAAACCCCAGGACCUGCAAAUCAGUACAACCAGUGCCCAGUGUCCUCUGGAAGAUCAGUCUGGAGUCUGGGAAGGAGGUGCAGUGCAUGGGGAUGGCUCUAUUUCAGCCACACAGCCCAGGACAGAGAACUCUGAGGGAGCAGGUGACACCUCCGUGGAAGUAAGCAAUGGGACUGACCUGUUACCUGGAGCACGUGCAUCUCCAAAGAACACAGAGGUUGAGAUGGAGGAGGGUAAGAUGGUGGAGGAUCAGCAGGGUGUGGCCCAAGAUACCCAGAGCAUCCCUGAGCCUCCCAUAGAGAGCACUGCAGAACCCCAGCCUGAGAGCGUCCCCAAACCCCAGCCUGACAGCAUCCCAAAACCUCAACCUGAGAAUGUCUCCAGACACCAAAGUGAGAGCAUCUCAAAGCCCCAAAUGGAGAUCAUCCAGGAGCCCCCCCAUGAGUCCCCCGCUCCUCCAUCCGAGAGUCCCUCAGAUGCAUCCGAGGAGGACCCUGAGUUGGUGGUGGACAUGGAGAUCUUUGUGGACACACUGCGCAACAUGGAGCCCUCAGAGAUGCGGAAGGUGCCCAAGGUUCCGCGCCAGCCCCGGCCCUCGGCGUUGGGUCGCUGCACAGCACUGCCACCCAUCCACGAGGACCGUGUGGCCCCGCGCACCCACAUCUCGCUGCCUGUCGCCCUGCAGGAACUGCUGGCAUGGGGAAGGGGCGGGCAACCAGCUGAGACCCCUCUAGAGGGCACUGGGAGCCAUGACGAGGAGGAGGAGGAGAUCGAGAACCCCUACCUGAGCCCUGGGGAGAAAGCACUGAGGAGGGCUCAGAAUGGCAAUGGGGAGCCAGGCUCGCUCCUGGGGGGAGCGAUGCAGGGCAGGGCCACGGGUGAGCGCAGUAUUCUGUUCCGAGGGAACGUCCUCAAGGGCAUGGCACUGCUCUCUGACUUCCUGGAGCACCGUGCAGCUGCAGUGGAUGAGGCCAAGCCCUACUCACGCCUGGACAACAGCGUGCUUUACAGCCGCUUCGUAUCCCCUGCCAGCACCCAUAAUGGGGUCCCCAAUGGGACGGGUGCUAGUGACCACCCCAGCACUGAGCUGGAAGCACUGAGUCCUGAUCACAUUCCUCCCAUCCCUGAAGAGCCAGAGAGUGCCGGUGCCCCGUACCCCGCUGACAUCCUGGUGAGUGCUGCCCUGGAGCAGUGCCUGGGGGUGCUGGGGCACAUAGGGGAUAUCAGGUCUGAACCCCCUGAGCAUCUUCCCCCUGCUUCCAGCCUACAGAUGGUGCUUUGCAUUGUGGGAAGCUGUGCUGCAUGGCCCCCAGUACGAUGGGAGGGUGCUGGGAUGGGUGAUAGGAGGCAGGAGGACCAGGAGGGCUCUGUGAAGAUAAACGCCAGACCCGCACUCUGCUGUCACCCCAACCAGAUCAUCCUCUUCUCCGAGGCCGGUUUCGCAGGGCACAGACGGGAGAUUUGGGGUGACGUCCCUGACGCUACAUCUUGGGAGCUGUCACACAAAAUAUCCAUCAGGGUCAUCCGUGGCGGGUGGGUGAUGUAUGAGAAACCACGGUUCCAUGGGCGCAAGUGUGUGCUGGCAGAGGGAGACGUGGAGAUUGACAACCCCUGGAUGGUGUACGGGCAGAGCGAUGAGCCACGUGGCAGUCGGCCCUUCCGCAUCGGCUCCUUCAAGAGGGUGGUGAAGGAUUACCGCACACCUGAAAUCAGCCUGUUUGCUGAGGAGAACGGUGAAGGUGCCAGGCUGCAGUUCAGCGACUCGGCUGAGGACACUCGUGUGCAGGGCCAGUCACUCACCGCUUCCUCCAUCAUUGUGCACUCGGGACUGUGGCUGGUUUACUCCAAGCCCUUCUUUGAUGACGACCCCUAUGUCCUGGAGCCAGGCGGGUACCCCAACCUGAAGGCCUGGGGAGCGAAGGAUCCAUCCAUCUGCUCCAUGCACCCCAUCAGGCUGGGCUGCCCGGUGGUGGAGCGUCCCGGCGAGCCGCAGGUGGUGAUCUACGAGGACGCGGGCUUCCAGGGACGCAGCUUCACCAUCAGCCGAGAUAUCUAUGACCUGAAGCGCCUGCCCGAGCUGCCGCUGUCCACCGUGGGCUCAAUGCGUGUCCUGGGUGCCUGCUGGGUCGGUUACGAGAAGGAGGGCUUCCGCGGCCACCAGUACCUGUUGGAGGAAGGGGAGUACCACAACUGGCGGCAGUGGAGCGGCUAUGGCAAGGAGCUGGUGUCCUUACGGCUCAUACGGACGGAUUUCUCUGACCCGGCACUGGUGCUCUUCGAGGCCAUGGACUUUGAGGAGGGUCCCAGCGUGGAGCUGAGCGAGGCGUUGCCUGACAUGCAGCUGGCCGGAUACGGCACCAUCACGCAGUCCAUCCACGUGCUGAGUGGCGUGUGGGUGGCCUAUGAGGGCCCCAACUUCUCAGGUGAGCAAUACAUCCUGGAGAAGGGAGUGUAUCGCAGCUGUGAGGACUGGGGGGCCACCAACUGCCGCAUCACCUCGGCACAGCCCAUCCUGCAGGUUAGGGAGCACAACCUGCACUUCGUCUCCAAGAUCCUGCUCUUCUCAGAGCCUGACUUCUUGGGGGAACACCUUGCCUUCGAGGAUGAGCAGAGUGCCCUGCCCGACAGCUUUGUGCCCCGCUCCUGCAGGGUCCGUGGGGGCAGCUGGAUCCUGUUCGACAGCCAGGCCUUCACUGGGGAGCAGCAUGUGCUGUCCGAGGGCGAGUACCCUACGCUGGGUGCUAUGGGCUGCCUCUCGUCCACUGCCAUCCGCUCCUUGAAGAAGGUCCCAGUGUUCUUCUCGGAGCCCUCCAUCUUCCUGCAUGGCCUGGAGUGUUUUGAGGGAAAGGAGAUUGAGCUGAAUAACGAAGUGCGGAGCCUCCAGGCAGAGGGCUUCAACAAUCACGUGCUGUCCGUGCGUGUCAAAGGCGGCAUCUGGGUGUUGUGUGAGCACGGAGACUUCCGAGGCCGCCAGUGGCUGCUGGACUGCACCGAGAUCACCAACUGGCUGACCUACAGUGGGCUGCAGCACGUGGGGUCCCUCUACCCCAUCCGUCAGAGACGGAUCUAUUUCCGCAUCAGGAGCAAAGAGCUGCAGCUCUACCUGUCUGUUCCUGAUGACGUGGAGGACAUGAAAGCGGGGCGCGUGGUGGUCUCCAGCCUGAGCGAGCAGAGCAGCUCCAUCUGGUACUACGAGGACGGGCUGCUCAAAAACCAGGUUGCCCCUGCCAUGAGCCUGCAGGUCAUCGGGCCAGCUGGGAAGGGAGCAAAGGCUGUGCUGUGGUCCGAAAACCGGAUGCCACGUCAGACCUGGAGCAUUGAUUCUCAGGGACAGAUUCGCAGCCAGAUGUUUGAGGAUAUGAUCCUCGAUGUAAAGGGCGGCCGAUCGUAUGACCGGGACCACGCCAUCAUUUGGGAGGCAGCUGAGGAACGACCCACGCAGAUCUGGGAUGUACAAGUGCUAUGAGCAGGUAGCGUAUGGCCCUGGUGCCAACAAGUGUCACAGGGAAGGAUAGGGACACCCUGCAGUGGUGGGAGCUGCCUCCUGCCCUGCUGCUCUGGUGGCUGCUGCCAUGAAGGAUGCCCACGACCACCUCCACUGCCCACCUCCCUCAUGGAGUACCACAGGCACACGUGCUGCUGACCACCGUGGGACACUCAGAGAGCAACGCAGCAGAGCCUCUUCCCCACCCCAUUCCUCUCUCUGAACUGUAUUUAUGUACGUGUGUAAGAUACGGCCCCGCCCGAGGGGGCCAGCCCUGCCCGCGUUUGGUCUCUGUCUCCUCGUCGUUCUUGCCGAGCUGUGCAGUGCUCCUCACAGCACAGGGCCCAAUCCUGCUCCCCAGGCGGGAGCUCAGUGCCCUCUAGUGUCCAAAGGCCGCCAGCAACACCCGAGCCUUUGGCUCUGAAAAGCAAAGCGCACAGGCUGCACGCCUGAGAUAGCAGCGUGUCUGGCUCUGGAUGCUGCUGUAAGGGCAGAAGGCUCUGGGUCCCUCUGCCCUGAGUGCAGCAGGAUGAGAUGCCCUGGGGAUGUGUCCUGGCACUGCCAGACUGGGCUGGGCUGUGCCAAAGAGAUGGAGAACAGCACAGCAGGACACUUGGGCCCUUCAGAUGGAAGGUGUUUAACCACGGAAAACUCUGCCACGGAGAAAGGUGUGAGGGAAUCAGAGAGUGGUUAGGUGCUACAGGAUGUAAUGGUUUCAGUCCCAGACUGAGAUAGUGAUGGUCCUGGGCUGAUGGUCAUCAGCACCCUGCUCGGCUGCAGGCUUGGGAUCGCCAAAAUCCAUCAUUGCCAAGACAAGCCCUGCUGCAUGUCCCCACCACAGCUCAGCUCCUUCCUCCAGACUCCAGGACAGAGCUGUCCUCCACCCAAGCGGGGCAAGAGCUGCCCAGGAACAUGAUACAAAGCCAGAAGAGACGCGGUGGGGGCUGUCUGCACACCCAGACACCGAGUGCUUCUGUCCUCGCUGCUGGGCAGAGCAGAACGCUCCUGGUUUGCUCAGCAGGUUGGGCUCAGCUUGGGGACAUCACGUCAUGGGGAAGCGACCAGUUACCAACCCUGCAGCAAAACCGGGCUGUUCUGGCGGCGACACGCAGCACAACGCCUUCCCUGUGGGUUUCUCCCGCAGACAGGGCACACUGAAAUCCUGACAUCAGGCAGCUCCAGCUUGCCAGCGUCUGCUCUGGCUGUUGGCAAGAGCCAUGACCAAACCUGUGGUUAUGGCGAAACACCCCCAGCUGCUGUGAGGCUUGUGGAGGCAGGAGGUCACCAAAGCACCCAGAUCACAGCACACCGCACAGGAGCCCCAACAGCCGCCUGCAGGCAGCAGCUGCGUGCAGGGCAGGGCACACACACACACACACACACACACACACACACACACACACACACACACACACACACACUGCUGCGCUGGGCAGGAACAGAGUGGCUGGGGCCUGGAGGAGGGCGAGGACAAGGUGCAGGGGCAGCGCUGGGACACAGAACUGCAGACCUGCCACCGGCCCACGGAGCUGGCUGCGGCCUGGUGGCGAGCACGUGGGAGAGGGGCCCGGCCGAGGCCUGAGGCUGCCCAGCCGCGCUGUGGCUGCCCCGCAGGGUCCGCGUCUCUCGCAGGGAUUCUGCCGACGGGGUCGAGCCCCUUAGUGUGGGGCGACUAACAACGGACACACGGCGGCAACACACCACCACCGCCAGCAGCGGCUUCAUCCCGCCCUCAUAUAAACCCCGCCGGGCCGGAAUAGGCCAGGACCGGCAAUUGUCAGCUCCGGAUUGGUGAAGAGCUGGAUGACUUCAGCUCGGUGAUUGGCCUGCUCGGCAAAGGCCGCCUGUGGGUGGACAACGCUGGGUCGAAGGCGGUGCUGCGGUUCCGCCCGGCGCUGCCGGGAGCGUUGUGCCCUUGUGCAUCCUCAGCCCGCGGUUAGGGCGGGGCCGCCCCGGAGGUGCGGGCUGGCUUCGUCCUCCCGUUAGCGAGCCCGUCCCAGUGCCAGCCCUGCUGUAACAGCGCAGUACCGCAACAACGCAAGAAAUAAACACGUCAGAGCCUCCGUACUUUAUUUCUCAAAGCUUCACAGCACGACUGUGGAGGUUGUGGUCCUCCUGGAGGCUGCGGCCGUAGGGAAGAACCGUGGGGACGCGGCGACGGGAGCAGGCUGGGCCCAGCAGUGGGGCUCUGGGGUAGGGGGACGCCGGCCUGCGGGGGCCUUCGUGGGGGAGCGCAGGGCCCCGCUCAGCACAGCCGCAGCAGGAAGGCCACAGCCAGCCCCAGGGUGAGGGGCAGGAGGGCCGGGCUGCCGCAGGGUGGGCUCUGGCCUUGUAUCCCAUCUGUCAUGGUGCUGUUGUGCUCUGCCCGGCCUAAGGG